Zasmidium cellare ATCC 36951 is the source of this 348-nucleotide messenger RNA. RefSeq lists its product as uncharacterized. The coding region runs from base 1 to 348 and encodes 115 amino acids. Lineage: Eukaryota; Fungi; Ascomycota; Dothideomycetes; Mycosphaerellales; Mycosphaerellaceae. The transcript has 2 exons. The record is from RefSeq and is a predicted model, not a curated record.
AUGUCGGUAGGCUUCCGCCACCACUUCCUGACAGGCCUCGAAGACAUUGCUAAACAACCACAGCCCGACAAGCGCUCCUCGUGGCUCUCCGACGGCCCCUCCACCGCCUACAACGCCGAGCUCGAGACCAAGUGCCGACAGGGUGCCCUGAGCGCCGCCGAGCGACUCAACCAAGAGAUCCGCGAUGUCGUCUGCUCACCGGCGUUCGCGGCAGCGGUCAUGUCGAAGAAGUCGAGCUUCAUGGAUCUGAAUUGCUAUACUGAUACUACUGGUACGAAGAAGGGUCAAGGGAGCGAGUAUGCAAGUCUACGAGCGCGACUUGCUCGUCUUGAGUCCAGCGCGGUGUGA